Messenger RNA from Trichoderma gamsii, 1074 nucleotides. Its product is annotated as TOXD. Bases 1 to 1074 code for a protein of 357 amino acids. Gene Ontology annotation, molecular function: oxidoreductase activity, acting on NAD(P)H. NCBI's taxonomy places the organism in Eukaryota, Fungi, Ascomycota, Sordariomycetes, Hypocreales, Hypocreaceae. The transcript has a single exon. The record is from RefSeq and is a predicted model, not a curated record.
AUGGGUGUUCCCGAUACAUUUAAGGCAGCUGUGGUGCCCAGUCCACGUAAACAGCAUGUCAUCGUCGAUAGAUCACUGCCGCCUCUCCAGUCCGGUGAAGUGGCUAUCAAGAUCACUGCUACAUCUAUCAACCCCAUAGACUGGAAGAUGCGUGAUCACGAGGUUUUCAUUACAAACUACCCCGCGGUCCUGGGAUCUGAUGCCGCGGGCGAGAUCGCGGCCAUUGGGCCAGGCGUCUCAAACUUCAGCAUUGGAGAAAGGGUUUUUUUUCAAGGAAUAAUUGGAAAUUACGAUGCAUCUACAUUCCAACAGUAUGCGAAGAUCGAUGCAGCACUGGUGGCCAAGACCCCUAGCAACAUUAGCGAUGACCAGGCCAGCGGAAUUAUGCUUGCGAGUCUAGCAGUACUCACGGCGUACUACGACAAGACGGGCCACGGAUUGCCUGCACCGUGGGACAACGGCGGGGACAAAAUCGGUGAUGGUGCCGCAAUUGUCAUCAUUGGCGGGAGCUCUUCCAUGGGCCAGUAUGCGAUCCAAAUGGCACGACUGUCUGGUUUCUCCCAGAUCAUUACCAACUCGAGUCCUGCGCACCAAGACUAUCUUCAGAAGCUAGGUGCAACAGUCGUGCUCGGUCGUGAGGCCACGGUGGAUGAUUUCGCUGCCACCAUUGGCGAUAAUGUACCGCUUGACUUCAUCCUUGAUACCAUCUCCGCCAAGUCCACCAGGGAGCUAUCUGUUGGCAUUGUGAAGGCAGUCAAGUCGACGAAAGAGGCAAUAACCAAGAUUAUUGUAGUUCUACCGGAAAUCUUGGAUUUCGAGAACUUCGACGCCCAAGGCGAGUCAAAAGUAACUCUCCCUAGGAUCAUCGGCCUUGGAAGUGUCCCUUCGCUUCGAUACUUGAGUGAGCCGUUCGCAAAGCAUCUUGGCGGCGAUAACGGCUACAUUGCCCGAGGCCUGUUUGUACCAAACCGACCAGUAAUUGUGCCAGGUGGUCUAGCCGGUGUAGAGGCUGCUUUGGCAAAGAACAAAAAGGGCGUAUCUGGAAAGAAGGUUGUUAUUAGACCAUUUGAAUAA